AUGUCAAUUGAUCCUGGUUCGGCUCSACCCCCCYCAGAAGGGGGKCUGCCCUCUCCUGCCGGUGAAAUGGGCAAUGUCAAUGGUCUGUCGACACCACAGUUAGUUGUUGGUGGCAGUGGCUCSUCUGGCACUGGAACCCCAAUUGGCUUUCAGCGGUUCCCUCACAAUAAACACCUCGACCAUGUCAUCAGAACACCGGGUCGUCAGCCCUCACCACAACCAGUGCAUUUGGGAUUGCCUGGUCACCACAGAGUCUUGUCAGAAGAAGGAUCUGGAUACAUCUCUGCCAAGUUCGAAGGAAAACAAGAGCAGAUGGAGCAGGUUAUGGAUCGCUUGGAAGAGAAAGGGUUUUUCCCCAGCGAUUUCGUUGUAACCGAAACAACCUGGUUCUACAACAUGCUCGGAAUCGACGACAUGUACUUCCAGACCGAGUCUGUCGAGUCAAUAGUCACCCAGAUCCUCUCUCUAUAUGCAGCCAAAGUAGCAGCCUAUGCUCGGGAUGAUAAGCGCCUGGAGAUUCGCCUGGACAAGGAAGACGAAGACCAUGCUGUCUACAUCGACACCAGCAAGCCUGGUGUGACGUCAUUAGAUGGUCCUAACUACGAGUCACGCAUAGAUUCCAAAUACAUCGACGGCUCCAAACCAGGGAGGAGUUACCGAAUUGAGAGUUUCCGCUCAACCAGCCCCUUACCAGGAGAGGAUGCGCAGCAAUUGCGUUGUUACUUUGUCUACAGAUGCCAGUUCGCCAACCCCAACCCAGGCCCUGACGAAACUAACAUUGAAAUCAUCGGUGAAAAGCGAUUCCUCCAAAAAGCUACUGCCAACACCAAGGCCAUCUACCAAGAGAUAAUCACCAAUGCGGUGUCACGAACAGGUCCCGUUAUCGAAGUCUUCGACAUUGAAGGUAGCCGGGAGAAGCGUCUGGUAGUAGCCUAUCGCCAGGGAUCCGCUAUGGGCAUCUUCAGCGCUCUGUCUGAUCUCUACCACUACUACCGACUCACCAGCUCGAGAAAAUAUCUCGAGAGCUUCUCUAAUGGAAUCAACGUCAUCUCGCUCUACUUGAGACCCAUCACUAACGCGGAGAUCUCACAAAAGUAUCCCCCCAUCGAAGCUGCCAUUCACCAAAUUGUGAAGGAAGUCUCUCUUCUGUACUGUGUACCACAAAACCGUUUUCAGAAUCACUUUGCCACCGGUCGACUCAGUUUGCAAGAGACCAUCUACUCUCAUUGUGCCUGGGUGUUUAUCCAACAGUUCUUGAACCGACUUGGGUCUGAGUACACUUCGUUGACUGCGCUUUUAGACUCGAACAACAGUGUACAUGCAGAGAUUCUAUCCAAGAUUAAGAAGCGCCUCCGUACCGAGACGUUCACAUCGGAUUAUAUCUUUGAAAUCAUCAACAAGUAUCCCGAUCUCAUCCACAAGCUCUACCUUGAUUUUGCCAGCACACAUUACGUGCAGACCGGAGAUCCACAAGAUGACUUCCUCCCCACUCUCAGUUACUUGCGUCUGCAAGUGGAUGAGAUCCUGGAUGAUGCCAAACUCAAAGAACUGAUCAGUCGUACUGCGGCCAACGAGCACGACGAAAUGGUCUUGACCGCUUUCCGGACCUUCAAUAGGGCCAUCUUGAAGACCAACUUCUACACUCCAACCAAGGUUGCAUUGAGCUUCCGCUUGCAUCCUGAUUUCUUGCCAGAGCAUGAAUACCCUCAACGUCUAUACGGAAUGUUCCUUGUGAUUAGUUCCGAAUUCAGAGGUUUCCAUCUUCGCUUCCGUGACAUUGCUCGUGGCGGUAUCCGUAUCGUUAAGAGUCGAAACAACGAGGCUUACAGCAUCAAUGCUCGUUCUUUGUUUGACGAAAACUACAACCUUGCUAAUACGCAACAGCGCAAGAACAAGGAUAUUCCCGAAGGUGGUGCCAAGGGUGUCAUUCUACUUGAUGUCGACCAUCAAGACAAAGCGCGUGUGGCGUUUGAGAAGUAUAUCGACAGUAUUCUCGAUCUGCUCAUCCCACCCACGAGUCCCGGUAUUAAAGAUCCUAUCGUCGAUCUUCACGGAAAGGAUGAAAUACUUUUCAUGGGUCCUGACGAAAAUACAGCAGAUUUAGUCGACUGGGCCACAGAACACGCCAGGAAACGAGGCGCGCCAUGGUGGAAGUCAUUUUUUACAGGAAAGAGCCCUAGAUUAGGCGGCAUUCCUCAUGAUGCCUAUGGUAUGACGACCCUGUCUGUGCGUCAAUACGUUCUCGGUAUCUACCGCAAGUUGAACAUCGAUCCUUCCACAGUCAAAAAAUUACAGACUGGUGGUCCCGAUGGCGAUUUGGGAUCCAACGAAAUCUUGCUCGGUAACGAGAAUUACACCGCAAUUGUGGAUGGAUCCGGUGUGCUUGUUGAUCCCAACGGAUUGGAUCGCGAUGAGCUCGUGAAGCUCGCGAAGAAGCGAGUCAUGAUCUCACAAUUCGAUCUAUCGAAGCUGUCUUCUGAAGGUUACCGCGUUCUUGUGGAAGAUUCAAAUGUGAAACUUCCUUCAGGCGAAGUCGUCAACAAUGGCAUGCUUUUCCGAAACACAUUCCACCUCCGAAAAGAUCCACCCGUGGAAUUGUUUGUUCCCUGUGGAGGACGACCGGAGUCGAUCGACUUGAGCACUGUGAACAAGCUGAUCGUAAACGGCAAAUCUGUGAUUCCGUACAUUGUCGAAGGUGCCAAUCUAUUCAUCACGCAAGACGCGAAGCUUCGACUGGAAAAAGCAGGCUGCAUUCUUUACAAAGAUGCAUCAGCUAACAAAGGUGGUGUGACGUCCUCGUCACUCGAGGUUUUGGCCUCACUGUCAUUGGAUGACAAGGAAUUCGUUCAAAAUAUGUGUGUUGCCGAAGACGGAACCGUACCCGCCUUUUACCAGCAAUACGUGAAAGAGGUGCAGGAAGUUAUCAAACGAAACGCCACCUUGGAAUUCGAGGCCAUCUGGCGUGAACACGAACGUACUGGACUGUUACGUAGCGUGCUCAGUGACAGGUUGAGUUUGGCCAUCACAAACCUCGACGAGGAGUUGCAAAAGACGGCCUUGUGGGAGAAUAUCGAAUUGCGCCGCAAGGUGUUGGAAGAUGCUCUUCCGCGACUACUUUUGGAGAAGGUUGGGCUAGAUACGAUUUUGACUCGGGUGCCGGAAAACUACCUCCGAUCAAUCUUUGGCAGUUACCUUGCCAGUCGCUUCGUGUACGAAUAUGGCAGCAAUCCAAGCCAGUUCGCCUUCUUUGAUUUGUGA
Talaromyces amestolkiae is the source of this 3258-nucleotide messenger RNA. RefSeq lists its product as uncharacterized. The record is from RefSeq and is a predicted model, not a curated record. Gene Ontology annotation, molecular function: L-glutamate dehydrogenase (NAD+) activity. The coding region runs from base 1 to 3258 and encodes 1085 amino acids. Gene Ontology annotation, cellular component: mitochondrion. The transcript is spliced from 3 exons. Lineage: Eukaryota; Fungi; Ascomycota; Eurotiomycetes; Eurotiales; Trichocomaceae.